This is a messenger RNA of Camelina sativa (false flax), 1922 nucleotides long. NCBI's taxonomy places the organism in Eukaryota, Viridiplantae, Streptophyta, Magnoliopsida, Brassicales, Brassicaceae. The record is from RefSeq and is a predicted model, not a curated record.
AUGAACAACAACACUAUCUCAGUAGACACUACUAUAUGUAUCGAGAAACACUUAUCAGCUAUGAACUUAAGAUGCAUUGAGCGGUUAUACGGUGAUAAUGGGCUUGAUGUCAUGGAUCUUUUGAAGAAGAACAUGCAUAGUGCUUUACCGGUGAUACUGACGCGCUUGAAGCAGAAGCAAGAAGAAUGGGCAAGGUGCCACUCUGAUUUCCAGAAAGUUUGGGCUGAAGUAUAUGCUAAGAAUCACCACAAGUCACUAGAUCAUCGUAGUUUCUAUUUCAAGCAGCAGGACUCUAAGAACUUGAGCACAAAAUGUUUAGUGGCAGAGAUAAAAGAUAUCAGUGAGAAAAAGCAUCAAGAAGAUCUGCUUCAAGCUAUUGCUGUUAGAACUAUGCCCUCUUUUACUCCGGAUUUGGAGUUUGAUUAUUGUGAUACACAAAUUCACGAGGAUUUAUAUCUGCUAAUCAAGUAUUACUGUGAAGAAAUAUGUGCCACUGAACAAUCAGAUAAGGUAAUGAAGCUGUGGAUAACCUUUUUAGAGCCCAUGUUUGGCACUCUUUCGAGGUCUCAAGGUGACCUUGCUAUGGAAGAUGUAUCAAAGUUGAAAACCAACCAAGAAUUGCAUGAUGCAUGCGUGGCAGUGAAGGACAGCUCUUCUGGGUCAAAGGGUAAACAUCCAAUAUCCCCAAAACUGCUGAAAGAUAAUCCAACAAUGCAAGGAAUCUCGCCUGGGAAAGAUGUCUCAGCCAAUAUACUGAAAGGUGCUCAGCAUGAUAAAGUGCAAGAUGACACAGAUAUGUCUUAUGAGGUUAUUCAGUCUACCAAACUUGUGUCAGCCAGAAACGAUCAGAUAAUGGAGGAUGUAUCAGUGGGAAAUCAUGAGGCUGAGCGAGAAGAGGGUGAAUUAUCUCCCACUAACAGUUGUGAGCAAGGCAACUUUGAUGUUAGCGGACAAAAUGGCCUCAAGCCUUUACAAAGGGUGAUGGACAAUGUAACAAGCAAUACAGACCAGCAAAGUUGUGAUAAAAAGGGAGCAUAUUGCACUGAAACGGGAACAAAGGGAAAUACUCACCCUGAAGAUGACGAAAAUUGUCACAAGUUAUCAGAGGAUAAUGAGACCGCCUCUGAAAAGGUUGUUUCAGGAACCAAGUCUGGUUGUCAUGAAAAGCAUAAGGAGCGUAUUAGUGUGGCUGGAGAGGUGGCUAAUGGAAAAGAAGGUGAAGAUGGAUCCUUUGCAUUUACAGAGCGGUUUCUGCAAACUGUAAAACCUGUUGCCAAGCAUGUGUCUUUGCCACUGCAAGCUAGUGAAACUUGCUCUCAGAAUGAUUCUCGAGUUUUUUACGGGAAUGAUUCUUAUUAUGUGCUAUUUAGGCUUCAUCAAAUGUUGUAUGAGAGAAUACAAUCAGCAAAGAAACAUUCAGAAAAGAAGUGGAAGGCUCCGGAUAACACAACUCCUGAUUCUUAUCCCAGGUUCAUAGAUGCACUGUAUAAUUUACUUGACGGCUCUAGUGACAAUACAAAGUUUGAAGAUGAAUGCCGAGCUAUUUUUGGAGCACAGUCAUAUGUUCUUUUCACAUUGGACAAGUUAGUUCAGAAGUUUGUUAAGCAUCUGCAUGCUGUUGCAGCUGAUGAGACAGACACCAAGCUUCGACAACUACAUGCGUAUGAGAACUACAGAAGACUGGGGAGAUUCGUUGAUCUAGUGUAUCAUGAGAAUGCACGUGCCCUCCUCCAUGAGGCAAACAUAUACCGGAUCAGAUAUUCAUCAGCAAAAACACGUCUCUCUAUUCAGCUUAUGAACUGCGGGAAUAACCAGCCUGAAGUAGCUGGUGUAGCCAUGGAGCCGGAUUUUGCAAAUUAUCUACAAAAAAAGUUUCUGACAUCCGUCAAUGAUGAUGAGAAUCAUGGACUGUUUUUGAAAAG